Messenger RNA from Ipomoea triloba (trilobed morning glory), 3681 nucleotides. RefSeq lists its product as uncharacterized. Gene Ontology annotation, molecular function: zinc ion binding; nucleic acid binding. NCBI's taxonomy places the organism in Eukaryota, Viridiplantae, Streptophyta, Magnoliopsida, Solanales, Convolvulaceae. Gene Ontology annotation, biological process: DNA integration. The record is from RefSeq and is a predicted model, not a curated record.
AUGUCGGGUCCUAGUGAGAAUGAUGAGCAAGAAUUAAGUCUUGACAUGCGCCUUAUGAUGAGAGCCAUGAAGGGACAAUUUGCUAAAAUGACAAAUGCGAUUGAGGGGUUGAAUGGUCGAAUAGAAAGAAUGGAGGGAGAUAGGAGACCGAAUCAUCAAAAUGAAGGUCAAAAUGAGAGGGAAAAUGAGAGGGUGAAUGUGAGAGUUAAUGAGAGAAGAGAUGAAGGCAAUACAAGUGAGGAAGAUAGGGGAGAAGAAUAUGAUAGGAGAAGAAGGAGAGAUAAUAGAGGAUAUAGGAGGGAUAGAGAUGAGGAAGAUGAUGACAUUAGGAACAUUAACGCACCUAUUCCUAACUUUAUGGGUAAGAGAAAUCCUGAUGUUUAUUUAGAAUGGGAGAGGAAGGUAGACAGAAUUUUUGAUUGCCAUAACUACUCUGAAAGGAAAAAACUUAAGAUGGUGAUACUAGAAUUUAGUGAUUUUGCUACUCUUUGGUGGGAUAAAGAGGUGUUGGAUAGGAGAAGGAGUGGGGAUAGAGAGGUAAGGAGUUGGAGAGAAAUGAAGGUGUUGAUGAGAAAGAAAUGGGUCCCUGCUUCAUACCAACGAGAAUUACAUCAACAGCUACAAGAACUUGUACAAGGUAGAAUGUCUGUAGCUGAGUAUGACCAUGAGGAGCAGAAACUCUUGGCAAAGCUUGGAAUUGCAGAAGAUCCUGAAACUACUAUUUCUAGGUUUAUCAAGGGGUUGAAUUGGGACAUCCAAGAUGAAAUUGAAAUGUGUGACUAUUUGGAUUAUGAAGAGGUGGUUCAAAAAGCCAUCCAAGUAGAAAAGAAACUUAAGAAAAAAAAAACUAAGGGCUCAGAACUGGAGGUCAAUAAAGAAGUGAAAGGGGACUUCAAGCCCAAAGGAGAAGCGAGCAAGUCUAUUAACAAGGGCAAGGACAAAGUUGAUGUUGCUACCAACCGUACGAGAAACACCAAAUGUUUUAAAUGCCAAGAUAGAGGCCACAUAGCUAAAGAUUGUCCUAACAAAAGAAAUGUUAUUUUGCUUGAUUCAGGGGAAUUUGAGACUAAUCUAGAAUCUGAGGAGGAAUCUAGAGCUCCUAGUGGAAGUGAAGAUGAAAUUCUAAGCCCCGCUGAAGGAGAUAUGUUGAUGGUGAGAAGAUUGUUAAACUUGCAAGCUAAAGGUGAAGAAGAGCAAAACAUAUUUCACACUAGAUGUCACAUUCAUAACAAAGUGUGUAAGCUUAUAAUUGACGGGGGCAGUUGUACUAAUGUAGCUAGUACUGAGCUAGUUACAAAGCUAAGAUUGAAUACAAUUGAGCACCCUAUGCCAUACUCUCUACAAUGGCUAAACAAAAAUGGAGAAAUCAAGGUUGACAAACAGGUGUUAGUUCCGCUCUCCAUUGGAAGGUAUACCGAUGAGAUUUUAUGUGAUGUAGUUCCCAUGCAGGCUGCACAUGUGCUCUUGGGGAGGCCUUGGCAAUUUGAUAAGAAGACCAUCCAUGAAGAUGUAUUUCCAAAAGAGAUUCCAGGUGGCUUACCUCCUAUGAGAGGAAUAGAGCACCAAAUAGAGUUAAUACCUGGGGCUCCUAUUCCAAAUAGACAUGCUUACAGAUGCAACCCCGAAGAAACUAAAGAAAUUCAAAAACAAGUGGAUGAGUUGAUGGAAAAAGGACAAAUAAGGGAGAGCUUAAGUCCUAGUGUUGUACCAGUAUUGCUAGUGCCCAAAAAGGAUGGGUCAUGGAGGUUUAUUAUUAGUGCCAAUGGAAUUGAAGCAGAUAGUGCCAAAGUCCAAGCUAUUAGUGAAUGGCCAACACCAAUGACAGUUAGUGAGGUGCGUAGCUUUCAUGGCUUAGCAAGUUUUUAUCGCCGAUUUGUGAAAGAUUUUAGCACCAUUGCUGCACCACUACCAGAGGUGAUUAAAAAAAAUGUUGGUUUUGAAUGAGGUGAAAAACAAGAGCUAGCUUUUAAAAUACUGAAAGAAAAAUUAAGCUCUGCACCUGUUCUUGCCUUGCCUAAUUUUGAGGCAACUUUUGAAUUGGAUUGUGAUGCGUGGGGAGUUAGAAUUGGAGCUGUCCUAAUGCAAGGUGGCAAGCCUAUUGCAUAUUUCAGUGAAAAACUGAACGGGGCCGCUCUUAAUUACCCGACAUAUGACAAAGAGUUCUUUGCUCUUUUUAGAGCUUUGGAACACUGGGAACAUUACUUAAGGCCUAAAGAGUUUGUAAUCCAUACUGACCAUGAAUCUUUGAAGUAUCUUAAAGGUCAAAGCAAACUCAAUAGGCGCCAUGCUAAAUGGGUUGAAUACAUUGAAUCUUUUCCAUAUGUUAUUCAAUACAAGCAUGGUAAAGAUAACGUGGUGGCUGAUGCUUUGUCUCGUAGAUAUUCUUUAUUGUGUAUUCCUUGUUGUUCUAUGCGAUUUAAAGAAAAUAGAUUGUGUAUUCCUUGUUGUUCUAUGCGAAAACUUCUAAUUAAAGAAGCCCAUGGGGGAAGUUUGAUGGGUCAUUAUGGCAUUCAUAAAACUUUGGAUAUUUUGCAUGAACACUUCUUUUGGCCAAAAAUGAGAAAGGAUGUAAAUAAAAUGUGUGAUAGAUGUAUUAUUUGCAAAAGGGCUAAGUCUACAAGUCAACCGCAUGGGUUAUAUCAUCCUUUGCCUGUCGCUGAACAUCCUUGGGUUGAUUUAUCCAUGGACUUUGUUUUAGGGCUACCGAGAACCAAAAAAGGCCAUGAUUCAAUUUUUGUGGUUGUUGAUAGGUUUUCAAAGAUGGCACAUUUCAUUCCUUGCCAUAAAUCUGAUGAUGCUUGCAAUGUUGCUACAUUAUUUUUCAAAGAGAUUGUUCGUUUGCAUGGGAUGCCUAAAACCAUUGUUUCUGACAGGGAUGUAAAAUUUUUGAGCUAUUUCUGGAAAACUCUUUGGGGUAAGCUUGGUACUAAGUUGUUGUUUUCUACUACAUGUCACCCGCAAACUGACGGGCAAAUUGAAGUUGUCAAUAGAACUCUAGGAACUUUGCUUCGAGUUUUAAUUAAAAAGAAUUUGAAAAGUUGGGAAGAAUUGCUGCCUAUUGCUGAAUUUUCCUAUAACAGGCACACACACAACACUACAGGUUUUUCCCCUUUUGAGGUGGUUUAUGGGUUUAAUCCCUUAACUCCACUUGAUUUGAUGCCAUAUCCGGUGAACGAGGACUUCGUAUGGGUCCAUAUGCGAAAAGAGCGGUUUCUUUCCCAAAGAAAAUCUAAGUUGCUACCCCGUGGCGAUGGACCGUUUCGUGCGCUUACUAGGCUCAACAACAAUGCUUAUACAUUAGAAUUGCCAAGUGGGUAUGGGAUUAGUUUUACCUUUAAUGUUGCGGAUUUAUCUCCUUGUCCUGCUAGCGAAAUUGAUUCGUGGACGAAUCUUUCUAAGGGGGGAGGAGAUGUUGAGGACAACUAUGAGGAUGACAAAGAAAAUAGUCCUUUGAUCUUGGAGGACUAUGAGGAUGACAAAGAAAAUAGUCCUUUGAUCUUGGAGGGUCAUGAGGAUGACAAAGAAAAUAGUCCUUUGAUCUUGGAGGGUCUAAUGACGAGAGCAAAGGCGCAGAUAUUUCAUGAAGCUAUGAGUGGCCUUAUUAAAGGAAUAUGUCAAGCUAAUCAAAAAUAUGUAGAUGGAGUUGAGUUGAAGGUGGUCCAUCUGAUUCACACAAUUUGA